UGUCUUCACCAGAGCCCCCAGGCUGAGAGCAAGAAAGAAGAACUUCUGUCCCAAGGGAAGUGAGGCAAGGACAUCAUUGGAGCCAACAUUUGCUUCAAGUUCCUGUGGCUGCUGACACUGUGCAAGACACUGAUGGCACCUGGCAGAGGAUGCUUCGCCCUGGCCAUUCUGCUGGCAAUUGUGGACACCCAGCUUGGUGAGGGCAUGCAGAUCCAAAGCUCAUUUCACAAGGAAGGAAAACAACUACACUUGAUCUGUACUUUGCAGUAUAAGAAAGAAGAGGCUGAGGGGGUUAUAGUGUUUUUGUGCAAGAACAGAUCUUCUGACUGUUUCCCCGAGACCAGCUUGCAGCAACGGAGACUUAAACGGAAUCCUGGGAGAGAUGGUGUCAGUGAAAUACCAUCUCAUUUGGUGUUCACCAUAAACCAAGUCACACCAUCAGACAGCGGGACCUACCAGUGUUGUGCCAUAAGCCGGAAGCCAGACAUCCGCCUUCAGGGUCACUUUUUCUCUAUUUUAGUCACAGAGACAGGGAACUAUACAGUGAAAGGACUGAAACAAACAGGACACCCCAAGUUCAAUCACAGCAAAGGCAUUCUCAGUUCAGGCUUCCUGCAAGAAAACGCCUGGGUGAUGCUGGUCACUAGCCUGAUGACCUUGGCCCUUCAAGCUUUGUAAGCCUUGUGCCAGAAACUUAAAAAAAAAAAAAAGUUACAGCAAGAUAAACCUGACUCUCUUUAGCUUGCUACCUUUCACAUUACAAAAUACAGAGAGAAGAUACUGCACAGGGGAGGAGAUGCUAAAUAUGCCAAGAAUCUGGGGAAUGCAAGGUGAGACAAAUGAAUAUAUUCCUUGACCUCCCCUCCUCAUCACCACAGGAAACCUGCCUUUCUUUCUCCCUGUCACCACUUAAAAAAGAAAAAAAG
This is a messenger RNA of Lontra canadensis (Northern American river otter), 926 nucleotides long. RefSeq names its product CD160 molecule (gene CD160). The record is from RefSeq and is a predicted model, not a curated record. Gene Ontology annotation, molecular function: transmembrane signaling receptor activity. Gene Ontology annotation, cellular component: plasma membrane. The coding region runs from base 133 to 678 and encodes 181 amino acids. NCBI's taxonomy places the organism in Eukaryota, Metazoa, Chordata, Mammalia, Carnivora, Mustelidae. The transcript has 5 exons. Gene Ontology annotation, biological process: regulation of adaptive immune response.